CCGUGUGGGCCGGGGCGGCCAUGCCGCUGCACCGCUUCCCGCCGCGGCUGUGGCCGGCCCUGCGGCUGCGGCAGGGGCUGUGCUCGCGGCUGCCCGCGCACUGCCUGCGGGCGCUGCAGGAGGACGAGCCGCCCGCCGCCCCCGUGCACUGGCGGCCGCAGGGGGCUCGCUACCGCCGCAACCCGCGCACCGGCGAGCGGGAGCGCGUGCAGGACGUGCCGGUGGUCCCCUUCCUGCCGCCCGCCGCGCACCGGGGGCUGUGGGGCGGCGAGGGUUGGGUCCGCGGCUUCCGCUACGCGCGCAACGACAAGCUCUCCACCCGGCUGCCGAAGGUGUGGAAGCCGCAGCUGUUCGAGCGGCGCCUCUACAGCGAGAUCCUGGAUGCCACGCUCACCGUCACCGUCACCAUGCGCACGCUGGACCUCAUCGACCAGGCCUACGGCUUCGACUUCUACAUCCUCAAGACCCCAAAAGCAGAUCUGUGCUCGAAGCUGGGGAUGGAUUUGAAGCGAACGAUGUUGCUGCGGCUUGCACGGAGAGAUCCCAAACUGCACCCCAAUGAUCCUGCCAGAAGAGAGGCAAUUUAUAACAAGUACCAGGAAUUUGUGAUUCCAGAAGAGGAGGCUGAAUGGGUUGGCUUGAGUUUAGAAGAAGCAAUAGAAAAACAGAGGCUCCUAGAAAAAAAGGACCCUGUCCCGCUCUUCAAGGUGUAUGCUGAAGAACUUGUCAACCAACUGAAAGAAAAGGCACUUCAGAAGCAAUGAAGAAACCUUCAGCGCAAACUCCCAGCUGCAGAUCGAGCUGUGGGGUUCAGUGAGCCUUCUGCCUGAACCACGCUUGGGUAGAAGAGGCCCCACAGUGAGCACACCCAGGAGCGUGUUGCAGUUAUCAACACCUAAUAACAGCAGCCUAGACUCAAUGAGGAAUUGUGCCUGUUGGCUGAGGAAAUUAUUUCUGUCCUGUGGCCUCUGAAAGCAUUCUUGUAAGACAGACCUGAUGUGGUUCUGCCUGUGCAAGUACUUGACUGCUGUGUGAUCCUGAUAUACAAUUAAAUAUGCAUUUUAGGGAAUA
Messenger RNA from Oxyura jamaicensis (ruddy duck), 1071 nucleotides. It is a transcript of the gene MRPL28, whose product is annotated as mitochondrial ribosomal protein L28. The transcript is spliced from 6 exons. The record is from RefSeq and is a predicted model, not a curated record. Lineage: Eukaryota; Metazoa; Chordata; Aves; Anseriformes; Anatidae. Gene Ontology annotation, cellular component: mitochondrial large ribosomal subunit. Bases 21 to 764 code for a protein of 247 amino acids. Gene Ontology annotation, molecular function: structural constituent of ribosome.